This is a messenger RNA of Vicia faba (fava bean), 600 nucleotides long. Lineage: Eukaryota; Viridiplantae; Streptophyta; Magnoliopsida; Fabales; Fabaceae. The record is from the annotation of a GenBank genome assembly.
AUGAGUGAUAGGUUUGAGUGUGUUUUCAAUCAUGAGGGUGUGUUUGGUGUGUUUAACAGACUAGGUUACAAGGGGUUAGAGGAGAUUUGGGAUGUUGACCCCGAUUUUUGGAGUUAUUCUGAGAUUCUGGAUGGGUUAAGAGACUUAGGGUACCCAAAAUUAGAUAGCUUGUGGUGUUAUGAUGCAAUGGAUGAUAAUGAGUUAGGGUUGUUGCAAGACGCUGCAAGAACAAAUAGACUGAAAAUUAUUGCACUGAUUACUGGGAAUGUGCAUCUAUAUAUAAUGCAUCCAGUGUUUGAGGAAGAGAAAACACUGCCUCUUAAAAACAAUGCAUGUCCCAAUGGUGUAGAAGACCAGAACUUGGAAGAUUUGAAUAAUGUUAUUAUAAUAGGAACUGGCUUCAGGACCAUUGCAGAUUUGAAUAAUAUAGGUAACAAAUUUGAUGAAGGAGGGCCCACUGGUGUAGAAGAUUCAGCUACAGUUGACCAAGAAGGUUUAUUUGUGGAAGUUAAUAUGGAUGGGACCACUGAGAGAAUUAACAAAAAAGAGUCAUGUUCGGAUGGGACCACUGGUUGGGCAACAAAAUUCAAAGUAAUGUAA